UUGGCCUUCUCGAAAGAUUUCACAAGAACAAGCAAUAGAACAGAUACCAGAAUUCGCAAACAUCUUCGCACUGGAGUCAAAUCGUUUGAUUUCGAUAAAAUUGAAAUUGAGUUUUCAGAUAAUUACAAAGCUGCUGUCGAAAUCAAGAAGCAUGGUGUUGAAUUUGGUGAAAUACUUUCUUUAAAAGAAGGCGAUGAAAUUAUUACUAGAUACUUCAUCAAAGCAUUCUUUGGAUACCCUGUAGAGAAUCAGAAAUACAGUUGUGAAUUUGUUUCCGUAGAAGAUUUUAUAUUUGAUGACAAUAAUCGUUUCCCACCUGCUUAUUUUAGUCUUCCAAAGAUGAGAGAACCAUUUGCAUACAAACUUCUCGAGUGUUUUGGCAUUGGUCCACAUGUAGAAUUUGUAAUAAAUCCAUAUAUUUCACGCGGAUUCUAUAUUGCAAAACAAGAUUUAACACAUGGCGACCAAGUCUUUGUUGAACUUGGAAAAGAUAUAUUUCAUAACACUCACGAUUAA
This is a messenger RNA of Trichomonas vaginalis G3, 516 nucleotides long. RefSeq names its product protein CBG06246 family. NCBI's taxonomy places the organism in Eukaryota, Parabasalia, Trichomonadida, Trichomonadidae. The transcript has a single exon. The record is from RefSeq and is a predicted model, not a curated record.